Xenia sp. Carnegie-2017 is the source of this 2975-nucleotide messenger RNA. RefSeq names its product ultraviolet-B receptor UVR8-like. The transcript has 8 exons. Bases 161 to 1957 code for a protein of 598 amino acids. NCBI's taxonomy places the organism in Eukaryota, Metazoa, Cnidaria, Anthozoa, Malacalcyonacea, Xeniidae. The record is from RefSeq and is a predicted model, not a curated record.
GACAAGUAGCGCUGAUUUUGAACUUGCACUAAGAAAUCGUGAUUAUAAUAUUAUUACAAAAUACUUCACUUCAGUACAACAUAAGAUGUACAACAGUAGAACUUGUUAAUUCAUUCUAUACGAUAGAGAAGUUAGGAACUUGCUCAGUUGGCUAGAUAGGAUGUCUUCUGAAUUAUUAAUAUCAUGGGGAUGUGGUGAAUUUGGUCAACAUGGUUUAUCUCAUCAUUGUGGAGAUGUGACAUUAAACGAAGCUUUAAAUUAUAUUAAAAGUGAUAAUUUGACGAUACCAGUUGCAGAGAAACCUUUACAGGCUAUAUGUGGAUCAAGCUACACUCUUUUGCUAACAGACACAGGUAUUCUUUACAGUUGGGGUAAUGGUUGCAGUGGUCAAUUGGGAAAUGGGAAAUGUGAGAGAAGAGUUCAACCAAGUUUGGUAGCAUUAAAUUUUGAUGAUGAUAUAAGAGGAAUGUCAUGUGGUUCAAGACACAGCUUUGUCUGGACAACAAAUGGCUCCUGUUAUAGUUUUGGCAACAACUUUUAUGCUCAACUGGGAUAUAAUUUUUCCAAACCUGAUUUUAAAGAGAACCAGCUUCAACCAAUUCUAGUAGAGUUUUUCCCAAAUAUAAAAGUGGUACAGGUAGCUUGUGGUGCAAGACAUUCGUUGUUUCUCCUACAUACAGGUCAAGUCAUGGCUGUUGGUGAUAACCAAUUUGGUCAAAUAGGAAAUGACACAACAAAUGAUGUUGUAAUACCAACUGUAAUAGAAGACAUCAGCUCUAUAACUCAUAUCGCUGCUGGAAAUAUUCAUAGCCUUGCAUCUGAUGAGGAAGAUUCCAUAUUUGCAUGGGGCUAUGGGAAAGCAAUUGGCUGCAGAACUGGACUUGUGUCUUCUCCGAAAAAAUUCAUGCCAGCUCUGAAAGAGACGAGCUCUGUUUUAACAUUGGCAGCUGGUGAUUGUCAUUCAAUGAUUUUGUACAAGUGUGGUGUAGUGUUUAUAUGGGGGAAUAAUUAUGAGGGUCAACUUGGAUUAGGUAAAGAUAUUAAAUAUCAAACUACACCAACAUUGAUACCUCAAAAUCUUCUACCUUGGCCUGUAGUCCACAUUGCUUGUGGGGAAACAACAACAGCAGCAGUUACAGGCAAAGGAGAGUUAUAUAUGUGGGGAAAAAAUGCUGGGUUAAUUCUUGCAGAGAAAGCAGCUCAUUAUUUUCAGUAUUUACCUCAUCAUGUGAUGAUGAAUGACCUGUUUGUUGUUAAAGUUUCUCUUGGUGCUUGGCAUGCAUCCUGUAUUGUACGACGUUCACAAAAAGAUGUUCUGGAAAAUGUUGUGUUAACUGACACAAAACAUAAAUUUUUUGGUACCUCUCCUGUCGAUGUUGAUAAUGUUCUUUCAGAGAAAGAAAUAUUAACUGAAAAAAGUUCGUCAAUAAAGAGUAACAUAGAACAUACAAAUAAUUCCAUAGCUUCUGUAUCCAGUAACAAUGAAUCAAAUCCAAUGUUGAUGGAAGAGAAUUGUUUUGAUUCUGAGGAAUGCAUUGGAGAGAUCGCUAAUGUUGAAAACCGCUUAGUUUUGGAUGAAACCAAAGACAACGAUUGCGUCCAUUGGGACAUUACCUCAACAAACAAACAAGAGUGCUUUCAAAUUGCGUCUAGUUGUUCUUCUGUUGGACACAAUGAAGCGAAUGCUGGUAGGGAAAAUACAAUUAACUUAUUGGAAAAACAACAAAACAGUUGUUCAGACGUAGAAGAAAACGAAGAGUCAUUUAACAAUAGUAAAGUGCCGCUUAAUGUUACAAAUCUUUAUAACGAUCUUUGUAAGGAGAAACUCUCUAUGACAGUUAUGGAAAAUGAAAAAUUAGCAACAAAAUGCCAAGACAGGUUUGUGCAUACUACUUCGAAAGGAAAAACGCCAACCUAUUUGAAAGGUUUGAAUCUUCGUUCUUUUACUCUGGCGUGAAAGAGGACGCGAAGCAUUGCGGAGAAUGUAGAAAUGAUGAAAAUCCUGUCGAGGGUGAAAAAUCAAAAAAUAAAAGUUCAUCUGAAGAAAAUCAUCAUCGGAAAAGUAUAAAUGAAACGAGGAAGAAAGAUGAUUUUAAAACAGAUAUCAAAAAUAUGAACGAUUGUUAUGAAAGUGACAUUAAAGAAUAUGGUCAAUCGUACAACACGAUUGUUACAAGCAAAUUACCACAUUCACCGCAAAUACAAAAUCGAGAGCACUCCACUUUUCUUACAACAAAAGCAACUCGUGAUCACCAAAAAUCAAAUUCAUUAGAAAAGUUGACGAGAAGUGUUUGUACCGCACCUUCAAAAAACAAGUCCAAUCAAAAUUCUUCUCAAAGAUCACUUGGGAAUGAUAUAUGGACUACUGAUGCACAAUCGAAAUUAAAGAAAUUGCUUUUGUAUCGACCACGGACAACUGUCCCUGUCAUUGAUCUUACUUUCCAACCAUUGAGUAAAAAUUCACUUUCAGCGACAGUAAAACCAAAUUUUAAAGCUUUCAAGAACGCGUGGAAAGUAUCAAAUUUUUCAAAGAUCAAAAAGUUGUGUGGACGAUUUCUCAAAAGUGAAUCAUCAAGAAAGGAUUUCCAAGAAUCGUCUGCGGUAUUCUGGUAAAGCAAUAAGAAAAUAUCCAAUACUUAACAACAAUUCACCAAGGAUAACCACAGCCGAAAUACAAGAAAUGUCAAGAACAAAAAACAGCGAGAAAUCAUCUCGACGUUCGCAUUCUUCUAGUCAAUUAUUUCCACCAAUUUGUUCACGUAGUAAUUAUAAAUCACUCACGAACAUAUUUGUAGAUAGGACAUUAAAUUAAAUAAUUUAUUGUCAACGUAGCUUUAUGGUGGUGGUGUGUGACGUUAAUAUGUGUAUAACGUGUCUAUAGAAUAAUUUAACCCCUUAUAAUUAUGUGAAUGUAUAAUUAUAGAAUUUUGUACAAGACCAGUUAUAGGAACAAAUACUCAAAUUUUUAAUCAGAA